CUUUAUAUAAAAAUUAAAAAAUUGUUUUCACUUUUCAAGCUUGAUAAUUUUGUGAAUUGUUUAUAAAUUGUUGUAUAAGUUUACAGUAACGUUUGAGGAUAGGUUGAAAGGCUUGAGGUAGAAAGGCUUGAAAACGUGAAAAGUUCAGGCGAGGAAAGUUGACUGGUUCAUAAAAUGUCUGCGCAAAGUCCGAAUAAUGGUGUGAGACUUCGUCAGGGGAAAUACAAGUAUACAACUCCCCCUUGGAAAGAGGUCUACCGCAAGGUAAUUUAGCUUAAUAAGAAAUAAAAAUAGAUAUCUCAAGUCAUGUAAGUAUUAAUCAUUUUGUUGUAUUAACUUAUAUUACAAAAUUAUAAUAAAUGCCCCAGACAUUAUUUUACUUCGUCUAACGCCAGGUAAUUUUAUUUGUUAAGGGGACAGUACUGGGUUAACCAAACUAUCUACCAUUAAUGUGUCUUAUUAACCCAUUAACUAAAGUUGAAAUGCACCCAAAUGCCCCAACUUUAUUACACUCUGUCUAACACCAGAUCAUUUUAUUAAUGGUUAAUUGUGUUUUGUUGUAUUGAACAUUUGAACCUAAUGCCAGAUCAUUUUAUUUAUGGGAUAUUAAUUGUGUCUUGUUAUAUUGAACCUUCUCAAUUUAUUGCAACUCAUUAAUAAAUUUGAAUGUUGUUUUUACUGAAGCGUUGUUUGAGAAGACUUCAAGAAGGAAGAUCAAAAUUGGUUGAUAAAUUCCGCAGAAUUGACGAGGACCAAUCAGAGAAUGGCAACCUAGUCCAAGAGGUCAUGGAGGAAGAGUGGGUUGCCUUGCGUCAGGAGAAGAAUAAUUGUCUCUCUUCGGAUUCGUUACAAUACAAUCCAUUUGCAUCGGCGGCUGAGGUUCUUUCUAUAACUGAGUUUUGUUGUUGUAUUGUAAAAAUUAUAGCAAAAAAUGAACUGCAUCUUUUAAUUUUAUUUAUCAGAUCAUAAAUACAAGACUACUAGAUAUAUGACAGCUAGAUAAAGAGAAUUAGCCUGUCUCACGAAGGCCAAAUUCGUCAUUUUUGGGGUACUUUUGAAAAUGACAAGAAAUAUCUAAGUGAUGUGAAAACAUUUUUUUCAAAUAUUUAACUUUAACUGUAAAUGAACUUAUAAUGAUUAUACUCACAAUUAUAGUUAUACAAAUACCUUAUUCACUGCGUACAAUCUCAGAUUUGGAAAAGGAAGUACCCCAAAAAUGCAGGGAUGGAUCCAGCAUGAUCUGGUAGGGGGGGGGGUGCCCUGCCAGCUCUGGUGCCGAGUUGUGUCGGUCAUGUGUGCCACCACUGUAUCUCAUUUUGUCUCUAAUAAUUUUUUGCUUUAUCAUGAAAAAUAGCACCCGCUCUGGCAAAGUCUAGGUGGGGUGCACACCCCCCCCCCCACACACACACCCCCAGUGAGAAAGGCUAAUUAACAUGAUUUCUCACUCUGGUAAUUACUGCAGGUUGACCAGUCCAGAACCUCACAAAUUAUUUUACAGCUUUUACUUGUCAUUGGGAGACAGAUGGGCAUCAGUUGAUUUAUUUAUUAUCAAUUUUUGUUGUUAUAGUCUGAACCAAAUGAAGACUUGAAUGAUAUAAUUGAUAUUGUGGAAGAGAUUCAGAAUGAAUUGAUGAAAGAAGGUUUGGCAAUUGGCAUUGUGCCCUAAUGCACCCUACUUUGUUAUUUACCCUGUUUAUUUGGGUGGGGCACACCCUCCCCCCUCCCCUCCCACCCCCAGAAAAUCCCCCUAUGGACUAAAGACCAUCCAUGAUGCUGCAGGAGAAAACUGGGGUGCCUUGAGAGAACCUGUGGUGUUUAGUAAUUGUAAAGUCACACUGGAACCACUAUUCGGAGGUGAAAUUAUAAUCAGACAAGUAAAUAUUGUAGGAAUUCAACCUUAUCAGGCAAUCACGUACAGAGCAUAGUUAAUAGAAUAGAUGGUUUGGAAACUCAUUAGAAUAACAAUAUAAUUAUUAUCUACAGUAUGUUAGACUUAUUAUCUAUGUUAGUCAACGUACAUUCAUAAAUCUGCUCCUUCACCGUCAUGUGCGUAUUGUAUUUUUGCCAAAUCCACCAAUAGCAAUUUCCAUUUUACCCUAUUGUUCGUGUUACGAAUAGGUAACUUUCCUAAGACAUUGCUAUUGGUUAGUUGGGCAAAAAUGCAAUGCGCACGUGACGGUGAACGACUAGAUUUAUGAAUAAACGUUGACUGAACAUAGAUAAUGAGUUUGUUAUAUGUUAUUCUAAUGAUUUUCCAAACCAUCUAUUCUGUUUAAUAGGUGGAAUGAACAAUGCCCAACCUUGAGUAGAAUGUUACGUAGUUAGUAUCAGCUUAAUUUUGUAUUUAUUCUGUGUACAGAGCAACUGAUGCUCAGCAAGUAUGAAGAAGGAUUAAAGUUUGAAGAAGAAAGGCUUUGUGCUGCUAUACAAUGCCUUCAAACAGAUGAUUUGAUAUGUCCUAUAUGUAAACAGUAUGUCUUUCAUUUUUCCAUCAAUUUUUGUAACGCUCAAUUAGGACUCAGUUUUCUUGUUAAGAAUGUAUGACUAAUGUUUUGUGAUUUAGAAAUCCAUUGCUGCAAAAUAAACAGAUAAUUUUCUGCUCUUGCGGAAUAAGAAUCGACACAGAGGUAAGACAAUCGUACAAUAAGAAUAAUGUCAAUUACAUAUUCAAAUGCAUUCAUUAGUUUAAGUAUCUCUAGCUGAAGAAGUAACACUGACUGCAAAUGAUGGCAUUUACUCGACCCCCAGGAAGAACUGGUUAGAAUUGAUAGAGCUGUUCAGUAUAAAUAAAGUUAGUUUAGUUUAAGUUUCCUCCUGUAGUAACACUGGAUCAAUAAGAGAUGAUCCUUACUGGACCUCUAGGGGGAACAGUUUAGAACUGAUAGAGCUAUCCAGUAUAAAUAAAGUUAGUUUAGUUUAGGUUUCCUCCUGUAGUAACACUGGACAGAGCUAUCCAUUAUAAAGAAAUAGGUUUCCUGAUUAGAUGGCAUUGAUAUAAUUAGGAGCAAUUGUUUUUAGAAUGAUGCAAUAACAUUGGAGUUUGUAAGAAAUCAGCUAGGAGACGCUAUGGAGCAGCAUAGGUAGGGUUAACUUGAAUUGCAAACAUUUUAACUAUUAUUAUAAUUGUACUACAGCAAUGAAGUUAUUUUCUCUUUUCCACUCUCAGUAACGAAGGUUGUUUAGCAGAAGCUUUAUUUAGUGUUUCAUCGUAUCCAGAACUUGGUGUAAGCAAUUUGAUCAUGGCUUGCAAAGUAAGUAUUAGCUGUCAUCUAUAAUAAUCAACAAUUUCACAAUGUCGAUGAUAGGCUCAUCAUAGGUUUGAUUUGCAACCCAUUAAAAUGCCAUGCUCUUAUUUUAGAGUUGUGAUUUUUUGGCAGUUAUUCUUUGAAGGGAAAGGUGAACACGUUUGAAUUUUGGAGAGUUUCACAGGAGAAUAAUCAGAAUAUAAUUGUUUGCACAUUUCUAUACUCUGCCAAAUAGCUAAUAACAAUGUAUACAAAAUUGUGUAAAAUAAACAUAGUAUUUAUCAUUAUUUGUACAUAGAAUAUUUGUUUAAGAAAAUAAAGAUUUAUUUUUGUAUAUUUACGCCCCACAAGAAAAUAC
Paramuricea clavata is the source of this 3603-nucleotide messenger RNA. The record is from the annotation of a GenBank genome assembly. Lineage: Eukaryota; Metazoa; Cnidaria; Anthozoa; Malacalcyonacea; Plexauridae.